This is a messenger RNA of Diorhabda carinulata, 4962 nucleotides long. RefSeq lists its product as uncharacterized. Lineage: Eukaryota; Metazoa; Arthropoda; Insecta; Coleoptera; Chrysomelidae. The transcript has 6 exons. The record is from RefSeq and is a predicted model, not a curated record. Bases 631 to 1602 code for a protein of 323 amino acids.
GACACUCACUAAUGUAACACAUUGCGACAUUUAUAACAGGAACACAGCGAUCUCUCCUACAAUACUGCAAGACUUGCAGUCUGGUAAACGCUCCCAUCAAUUCAACAAGUUCAAAUAUAAUACAAUACUGUCAUCGUCCCGAAUAAGCCGCAUUUUUUUAAGUAAGAAAUUUAUGGAUUAAAAAAUUGAUUGAUUUUAGUGCCGUUGCUUUCGACUAUAGUGCGCGAUUGAUUUUUUGUUGGCUAAAAUAAUUUGCGGACCGAAAACUUGCGGAGAAUCUUUCGGGUGUGGAAUGAACACACUUCCCGCUUCGCGAUACUUCAGUUCAAAUCGAAGACGGUUGUGCAUCACAAGCGGAACGAAGUGUGAUUGCUUUUUGUGAACGUCUCGUCUAAUAUAUUUUUUUCGGUUUUACGAUCUUGUUGUUGCAGUGGUGUGAUUUGAACUAACAAUGGUACACCUGCGAACCACAGUUACGACGAUUGAAUAAUAAAUUGCCCAACAGUCUCAUAAUUUCAACUGUAAUCUGGUCUGAAUUUAAUGUAUUACGGGAACUCAAUUGAUACCGUUUCCUGUUAAUAUCAGCAAGUUUUUAUUUACUAUCGGAUCUGCUACGAAAACUUAGACAACAUGAUGCUAUUGGUAGUUUUUAUUGCAUUUUUAUCAGUAUCUUCCUGUGAGGUUAUUCCUCUUCGUAGUUCGUUUAGACAAAGUUACGUAUGUCCCCCCAAAUUUGUGAGACAAGGACAUAGGUGUUACUUCUUCAGCAAGGAGGCAAUGACAUGGUCAGAGGCUUUAUUCGAAUGUCGAGAGAAGCGUAGUAAUCUAGCUAUCAUACAAAACAAGAAUCAAGACAGAUUGAUCAGGAGCUUUUUGAGCAAGAAAACCUUAGAUCCGUUAGAAAGAUGGUUAGGAGGUGUGUACGAUUGGGGUAAUAUGGCGUGGAAAUGGGCAGCUUCCGGGAAACCUCUAUCCUAUAACGGUUUUCCAAAAGAAGCUGCUGAACAAAAUAAGGAGACGCUACAAUGGCACUGUAUUAUUAUGGAUCCUGCAAAGCAAUAUUUAUGGAAUUCGCGAACGUGCACAGAAAAAAAGCACUUCAUCUGUCAAACAAGAUUAAAGAUGGUAGAUAAUAAAGAUAAGAAAAGACUAUAUCGACAAUAUAACGCCAGUAAAGACAACAAACUCAACGAAAUUCCCGUUCCGUUACUUCUAGAUGAAUCAAGCAAUAGUACUUUCUUGAAACAAAACGCUAUGCCAAUUACAUAUCGUUUCGAAAUUAACGAAAAACUUGCCAAUCAAUCGAUGUAUGCCUAUAAAAGUCCGGAGAUGACUGUGAAGGUGAAAAACAAAAAUGCUAAAAGGAAACGGAAAACUCAAAAAAUAAAGCCAGUUCAUUCUUCUAAUGGAGCAACCAAACAAAAACAACGACGAAGAGGAAAUCACAAACGAAGAUUGAGUAGAAAACCGGAAGAAUUAGGAGAGCCAACUUUGAUUAAAAAUAUUAGGUGGAGGACAUACCAUAAAAAAGGGAAACUUUCCAAUCCUCUCUAUCCACAACCAAUAAUUGAAGAAUACAAUUACGUUCAAGAUAGAUUAUAAUUUUCUAUUUAAAGCUUCUUUUGUUUUAUAUUGAAAAAAAUGUUGCGUUCUCUAUUCGUUUGUUUAUGUUUUUACAAUUUUUCGCGCGUCUCAGGUAUAAUAACGUUAUUUAUUGUUGUUUUCAUGAAAAAUGUUUAUUUGAUUUCCAGAAAGUUGAUCGACAAAGUUUUUUUAUCAAUAUAUUAUGUAAUCUUUCACAAUGAAAAUGGAAUUUAUUUUUUUAAAUAGAGGUUCUAUUAUAUUUAUUCAUUACCAAUUCAUACAAUUCACUACACCGUUGCUAGCAUUGUAAAAACUCUAUAGUUGUAUUAAUGGCUUAGAAUUGAUUAAUUUAUUUCUUCCUAUUCUUCCAUCUUAUCUAUGAAAUUGUUUUCUUUUCUAGAAGUCGCAUGCAAUGAACAGAAAACGUCCAAUAUUUUCAAAUGAAAACUAAAAGAUUUGAGAGAAUUAAACAUAUUCAUUCCACAGAUAUGAUUUUGAUAAAUAUUCAAUACCAGUUCAAUUAAUCAAUAAUCAAUAAUUUCUUGUCUUGUUUCGAAAUUAAUAUCGGUAUCAGACCUUCGAUGUUGUGUCUAUUUUUCUAAAUUCAAUUUCUCGUCUCGAUACCGAAACUUCGGUAUCUUCGAAUUUUUAUCGAUAGACAUAUUUUAGACCCUACUACAUAUAAACAAAAAGUGGAAUAUUUAAAACCAAAAAAAAAUAAGUAAGUGGCUCUACUGAAUCACAGAAAAAAUCCAUUAUCUUGGCUGGAGGGUACGCUGAGGUAAGGAAAUGAUUUAAAAGAAGAUGUGUACGAGAUAAACAGCUCAUCUAUUAGUGCUAUUAGUUAUAAUAUUUGUUCCCUGCAAAAAUAAAAAGCUGAGCUGGAGAGCAGCUACGCGAUACAGAUUCAAUCGGCGUAGCAUUGUUUAAUAAUAUUCCCCACACACAAAUGAAAACAAACAAUGCAUCAAUCAUUAAAAUAGUUUAAAAACUAUCAUAAACAGUUCUACCCGUGUUUUAACAAAUUUCUUUGGCUUUCUCUCCCAGAGCUAUUCGAAGGUGCCUCGUUGAACGUAAGUGGCACCCAAUGAAUAAUAACUUCUGUACAUGAAGGUGAACAUCAUAGUAAAUCGGAUUUACUAUUGUGGAUUCCACAAUAAAAGAGUUGUUUCAAUCAGUUGAUAUAGCAUCUUGGAUAUUCUUCAAUCAUACGUAUCACUCUCGGCUAUACAGAGAAAUAGUUGUUUAUGAUGAACUUUCAUUAUGAAAUAAGCGUGGCAACUGUUUAUGACUUUCUUACCCAUUUUUUGAAAUUAUGGUAGAUCAUGGCACACAUAUGUUUUCUCGUCACAUUUCCAUGGAAAAUCUUAUUUACUGAUGUUAUAGCAAUGAAAUAGCAAAGACUCAACUGUAGUUGAAGUUAACUACUUAAUGAUGGUGGUAUUUAAAAAUCCAGUGUUGCCAUCUGUAAUUAUUCUAUUUUCUUGUUAUUUGAAAAUAUAGAAAAGUAGUUCUAGGUAAUAUUUUACUAGCAUAUUUUCAGUUGUGGCGAACUUAGUUACUCAUCAUAUGCAAAUGUUAAAGCGAAAAGGGUGUUUCCUUGUUUCUUAUCUUUAUAUUUUCUCGCCGUUUUUCUCCCACAAUAGUUUUGUAAAAAUAUUCAUAACAAGAAUUCAUGUUCUCGAAUUAUCUAUAUUUGUGUCAUCUAGAAUGUCCAAGAAUUUUUACUAGAUCUGGUUUUCUUUCAUCUCGUGGAAUAAUAUGGAUCAUUUCCAAUUUUCUUCUGCUAAAGUAUAGGAAUUUUUUCUGAUAGUGAACUAACGAACUAACAAGUGCUCACAGCUAAUCGCAUACAGUAUAUACAUUUUGAUCUUUGAGAACGGGACAUCUCUUCAAACAUUAUUCAUAAAAAUUCUCGAUAUCUUACAAUUUUGGUCACAAAACCCAGUAAAAUAAUUCUAAAUAGUAAUUUUGUAUUUGUCAGCUAAAAAAUUUGAUUCAAAAUAUUUGGUACACACAUAUGGAGCCCAGUACUAUAUAUUUUGUAUUCAAAAUAGCGUUUAAAACUACUAUCUAUCACGUCAAGUCCAUAUUUUGUUGAAUUUAAAGAAACAUUUGUUUCUUCUUCCUCGCUAAUAUGUACUAUAUAUUAUUGAGAAAAUUAAGUGCGAAUUGGUAGCAAAAAGAGUAGAAAUAAUUCCAACCCACAGCUCUCUCUACAGUAUUAUUUUUAAUUUGUAUUCCACUUUCAAAAACUGUUGCUUAUGAACCCUUUAGUCAUAGAAAAAUCCAUUAUUUUUCGUACCAAUUUCCUUUCAAGUUCUUAAAGUAUUCUGUUAAACUCAUACAUUUCACAGAGUUGUGAGUGGAACAGGACAAUAUGAUGUGGCAGGAAACAUCGGGGGAGCAGGACUGUUCCGUUAAAAACGAAAAGUAUGGACAUGUUGAGUAUGUUGUAAAUGUAAUUAUAAUGAAGAUAUAUGGAGAACUACCUCCAAAUAGCAUUUAGGUGACUACUGACUACACUUUUACUACGUCCAACGUCGCUUCAUAUAUAUAUUUACCCUCUGACCGGGACAUCAUUAUGUACCCACGAAGCAUCAGUCAUAAUGACCGCUAUGUCUGAAAAGACGAUUUAUUAUUAGUUGUUUUCUUCGUCAAUCAAUGUCUCUUCUUCAGCAACAACUUAUGGUCUUAAUUUAGGACAAAACUAGCGCGACAAAACGAAUCAAAUCAGAAAAGCAAUAGACUUAUGAAACUUGAACAAUAAAUAUUAUUUUCUCAUGAACAAAUCACUUCGAUUCGAAAAAAAGAACCUUUCUUACAGAAGUAGGCGUCUUUCUAGUUACCUACGUGAUUAGUAGUUACAUUCUUACAUUUCGUUUGGUAAGGCACUAAUAAGAUAUCUGAGAACAAAACAUCAAGAAAAAAAGCCAGUAAACCAAUGAAACCGCAUUGGUAUGAAAAACUUAUAUCAAAACAAAAAUUAUGUCAAUAAAAAAAUAAAAAGGAAAUGAACCUUGUUUUUCAACAAAAUCACAUCAAUCACCAAAAUUCACUCCAAUGAAAAAUGUGAAAAGGAAAUGAAUCUCAAAGAUUAUUUUUUUACCUUCAUAUACAGUUUUUUCGAAUUUUUCUUGUACUCAGUACAUGUCAGUUGUUCAAAAUUAUAUCCUGCCUUCCUAUCCUUUUGGUAAUGGCAAAAUCGGCAAUUUACUCUGCGUUGAAGUUAAUCUGCUCGAGGUGCAAUGGAAGAUGUUUCUUGACGUGGGUUUGGAGCAUUACUGUCAUUAUUUAGUUGCCUCUUCACCUACUUCUGAAAUAAUCGCCCUCAGGUCUUGAGGCUAAUUAGAUAUUAGCAGUACCUGCUGAAUAAAA